AUGGAGAAAAAAGAUGCGAAGCCCCGUUUGAUCCGUUGGGUGUUGUUGCUACAAGAAUUCGAUUUAAAAAUUCGAGAUAAAAAAGGAAGUGAAAACGUAGUGGCGGAUCACUUGUCUCGAAUUCCGGUGGAAGGGAUUGAUGAUUUGAGCGAGAUAAAUGAAAGGUUUCCCGAUGAGCAACUACUAGCCAUGUCCACUUUUGUUGCACCAUGGAAUUGCCACUAUGUGAAUUACUUAGCCACGGGUGCCAUCCCAAAUCAUUGGACCAAGAAAAGAAGACAACAAUUUAUGGUCAAAGUGAAGCAAUACAUUUGGGAUGAGCCGGACCUUUUCAAGAUCGGGCCCGAUCAAGUCAUUCGGAGGUGUGUGCCCGAAACAGAGAUGUUGGAGAUCUUGACUCAUGCCUACUCAUCCGCCUGUGGAGGUCAUUUUAGCGGCAUAAAACGGGUUACCGGAUUCUUUCGUGUGGGUUUUAUUGGCCCACAAUUUUCAAGGAUGCAUGAGAGUUUGCAAGGAAUUGUGUCAAUUGUCAAAGGAUGGGAAAUCUUUUCCCGUUUUGGUAUUCCGAGAGUUAUCAUUAGUGAUGGUGGGUCGCAUUUCAAGAAUUUCAAUUUCAGAAAACUGUUGAAGCGGUACAACGUGAACCACCGGAUUGCUACACCAUACCAUCCGCAAACGAGUGGACAAGUCGAAGUGUUCAACCAUCAGAUUAAAGAAAUUCUUAUGAAAACGGUUCGAAUGGAUAGGAAGGAUUGGUCAAGUAAACUUGAUGAUGCGUUGUGGGCAUACCGGACGGCCGACAAAACUCCAAUUGGUACAACACCUUACCGGAUGGUGUAUGGAAAGGGUUGUCACUUAACAAUGGAGUUAGCUCAUCGGGCACAUUGGGAAAUCAAGACGGUGAAUGCGGAUUAUUAUGAAGCGGGGAAGAUGCGGAAGUUGCAACUAAGUGAGAUAGAAGAAAUUCGAGACGAAGCUUACGAGUGUGCAUUGGCAUACAAGGAUAAGCUUAAAAAGGUCCAUGAUGCAAAGCUUAGAAAGAAGACCUUGAAGUGGGUCAAAAGGUAUGGUUGUACAACUCGCGAUUAA
Helianthus annuus (common sunflower) is the source of this 1089-nucleotide messenger RNA. RefSeq lists its product as uncharacterized. The transcript is spliced from 2 exons. Gene Ontology annotation, biological process: DNA integration. Lineage: Eukaryota; Viridiplantae; Streptophyta; Magnoliopsida; Asterales; Asteraceae. Gene Ontology annotation, molecular function: nucleic acid binding. The coding region runs from base 1 to 1089 and encodes 362 amino acids. The record is from RefSeq and is a predicted model, not a curated record.